AUGGACGCCACGUUUGAUCUCCCCGACUCGACGGACUGGCUUUCCACCUCGCUCCCCGCAUUUGAAUCUGUCGAAGCCGCGCUGCGGUGCGAAGUGUGCAAGGAAUUCUACGCCAACCCCGUUAUCACGUCGUGUUCGCACACGUUCUGCUCGAUUUGCAUACGUAGAUGCAUUGCGACGGAUGGGAAGUGCCCGAGUUGUAAAGGCGCGUGUUCGAGCGACAAGUUGAGCCCGAAUAUUGCGGUUCGAGAGGUGGUGGGGAGAUUUCAAGAUGUGAGGGGGAGUGCGCUGGAGCUGGCGAGGAGAGAUAAAGAGAGGGCGCAAGACCAAGCAAAUGGGCGGAAGGGAAAGAAGAGGAAGUUGGAGGAUACAGACAUUGAGGAGGAUGAGAUGGAAGGCUGUGGGAAGCAGACGAGGAAUCGACGGACAAGGAGGGGAAAUGCGUCUUUGGAGGUUCCGGAUAGUGAGGAGGAUGGCGACGAGGAUUUUGUACCGGACGGAAUGGCGAAAUGUCCGAUUUGCAGUGAGGCUAUGAAGCCUGAGCAGGUGUAUAACCACCUGGACGUAUGUCCGGGACAGAACGCGUCGCAGGGACGCAGUACGCGGUCGAGGACCAAAACUGCGUUUCCGAACCCCCUCCAAAGACGACAGAAAGAACCCUCCCCUCCGCCAAGCCGUCUAUCCCAACUCAACUACGCCAUGCUAAAGGAAGGCGCGCUGCGCAAGAAACUACAGGAGAUCGGGAUCCCGAACUGGGGCAGUAAAGAUCUGUUAAAACGGCGCCAUAUCGAAUGGCUGAACAUUUACAACUCGAACUGCGACGCCGACGAGGGCGUACGCAAGGGCAAACGGCAGCUAUUAAAAGAAUUAGAAGAGUGGGAACAUACACAGGGAGGGCGAGCGGACAGUAAAGAGAGCAAGAUCAUGAGGAAAGAUUUUGACGGGAGUGGCUACGCGAAAGCGAAUAAAAGCGACUUUGACGACUUGAUUGCGCGGGCAAGGCAGAAGAGGCUGGUGCCUAAAGCGGAGACCGAACAUCAGGAAAACGGUGCUGCACAGCAAGAACCAGAGGGGUUGCGGCGAAACGGGGAUAUGGACGUGGACCACGGUACCGGAUCGCUGCCUCAACCCUCCACGAUACACGAUCCACACUCGCCGCAAAAAUCGCUCGAGAUCGACGAAUCGGCACUCGGGGAUUUGCAACGAGAAGAUCCCCGAACGAACCAGAUGACACUUGAUUCGUUACACUUGGGGCAAGAGGCUCCAAGGUCUGGGAACCAGGAACGGGCCGUCCAUAGUUCUGUGGUCACGCACGCCCUCACGAGCCCAACGAAGAAGAAGCCGAUAUUCUCCCAGCCCGAAGAGCCAGUCAGAGAGAUUGAAAAGCCAACAGUGGUGCAAUAA
Dothidotthia symphoricarpi CBS 119687 is the source of this 1404-nucleotide messenger RNA. RefSeq names its product DNA repair protein rad18. Gene Ontology annotation, biological process: DNA damage tolerance; protein monoubiquitination. Lineage: Eukaryota; Fungi; Ascomycota; Dothideomycetes; Pleosporales; Dothidotthiaceae. The record is from RefSeq and is a predicted model, not a curated record. The transcript is spliced from 2 exons. The coding region runs from base 1 to 1404 and encodes 467 amino acids. Gene Ontology annotation, cellular component: nucleus; Rad6-Rad18 complex. Gene Ontology annotation, molecular function: single-stranded DNA binding; ubiquitin protein ligase activity.